CUUUGGCCAAGAGAGGAUGUCUUGACGCGCGUCCGCUCACCAACACACUUGCGAAGAGAGUCCAGAGAGUUUCCAGAUCAGUCUUAGUCAGUCCAGAGCCAAAGGACUCGGCAGGUUAGGAGCACCCAUAUCCAUUUGACCAGAGGAGAAGCCCAUGAACGCUUCGCUGGAUUUGCGAUUUGCAACUGGCGAUCUGCAACUGCCACAUUCGAUACGCUGCCAAUCCUGGUGACGCAGCGACGCGAUCAGCUCCCGAUUUCAUGGCACUAAUGAUGUCGCGUCGCCCACAACAACAGCAGCAACUACAACAACAUCAGCAACAGCAACUGCAGCAUCCACUAGCGUCAUCGAAUCCGUUCCACAAGGAGACGCGCGUUUCACCUGAGCGUGUGUGCGGUUGCGCGUGUGUGUGUGCCUGUGUCUAAUUUGCGUAUCCGCGCCACUAAAUCAUAACAACAAAAUAAUAUAGAAAAUCAAAUCAAGAAAUAUACCCGCCACAGUAAUCGAAUUUGAAAUCGAGCAACCCCUUAUCGCGGUCACAAAUUGCAAUCAAACAAAUCACAGCGAACCAUCCAAAUUGCAAUUAAUGCCAAAGCGUCAGCAUCUGGCUGCAUAAAAGAAAUACGUGAACUGUAGAGUCAGUGAUUAGAACUUUGAAUCGCCAUCGAGAUGGACUUCCAGAGCGCCAUGGAGACCUUCGCGGAGGCCUGGGUGGCAGCCAAUGCCGGUCAGCAGAGUCAGGCCUUGGCCUUAACCAGAGCUGCCAACGCGGCCGCCGUUGUGGCCGCGGCCAAUGCCAAAUCGCCGAACGCCUCCUCCGCUUCAGCCAGCCUGGCCGACUUGGCCGUCAAGAAGGAGCACUCACUGUCGCCGCCCCACAAUGUGAUGGCUGUGGGCGUGGCCGGCGAGGAUCAGCACCGCAGAGCCUCCUUGCAGGGCGUCCAGGAGAAGCUCACCCAGUUGCAGAUGCAGCAGCAGCAUCACCAACAGCAGCAGCAACAGCAGCAGCAACACCAUCAUCAGCAACAUCAGCAGCAGCAACAUCAGCAGCAGCAGGCGGCAGGAGUGGGUGGCGAGGUGGUUGGGCGCAGGUCCUCCGAGGGCACACCACCCACCGCCCACCCCCCGCCGAAUUCGGAUGGCCAGGCGCUCUCCUCCUCCACAGCCUCAUCUAGUCAGAAUGCCACCCCCAAGAGCGAUCGGGAGAGGGAGCGAGAGAGGGAGCGGGAGCGAGAACGGGAGGAGCGGGUGGAGCGGGGCAGCAUUUCCUGCCUCCCACCAGCCGCCCUUGGAAUGGCCGUGGGCGUCCAGCAGGCCCAGCAGCAGGCCGAGAAGCUCCUCAGCCAUCCGGCCUUGGACUCGCGACGGGAGUUCGACGUCAGCAAAGUGAAUCCCAAAUCACUUCCACUUCACUGUGUGGUGGAGUCGGUGCACUCGCUGCACGCCUCCCUCACCAUCGACACUCGCCAGCCCUGGAAGCGGAGGCCCAACAUCGAGACGGACAGCUACGUGAUCAUCGCCGCGGCCACGCCCUGGAGCGAGAUCGUCCAGACGGCCCUGCAGAGGCUGGGCUACUCGCAGGAGGUGGCCAACACAGCCAGAGGCUCUUUGAUAAUCAAACACUGGAAGCCCAUUCCCUUGGAGCAGAUAUCGGACAACCCAGCGGUGCCAGUCAGCGACAUCGUGGGCGAACUGACCUCGGUGAUCACCCUGAGGAUCGUGAUCCUGCGGCCCAAGACGUCGCCGUUCGGAGAGAUCAAGGACAAGCUGCUCAAGUUACUAGUGCUGCAGUCGCAUGCGGUACUCCGCUCCACAGGAUGCCCACUGGAUGAGGUGACGCUGUCCCAGAUCUGCCGUAGCUCCCACCAGAACACCUACGCCCUGCCCGGAGGUGAUAUCUCCGACGAGCUGCGUCGCAAGUUCGACCAGUGGUGGUCCAACCAGCUGUCGCCCCAGGCGGCGGCCAUGGCGCCCAAGAUGCUGCCGUUCAUGACGGGUCCGUCGGCGGUCCCAGUUCCAGUGGCGGUGCCCGGCGAGAUGGACUUCCCAGUGGGAACGGCCAUGGCGGCGGCGGCCGCUGCAGCGGCUCAUGCGGCCGCUGCCGGGGCGGGGGGCGGCAAUCCGCUGGGAUCGAUGGGCAGCCGGGAGAGCCUGCUGCUGGCCAACGAGGCGGCCCACCAUGCGGGAGCGGGCCAGGCUCCGGGACCGGGUCACCACGGCAGCAUGCUGGUGCACCCCAUGCACGCCUCCAUGCACCAUCAUCACCACCAUGGCGGCGCCGGCGGCCAUGGACCACCAUAUCCCAACCAGAAGACUCGCAUGCGCACCAGCUUCGAUCCCGAGAUGGAGCUGCCCAAGCUGCAGAAGUGGUUCGCCGACAAUCCGCAUCCCUCGCGCCAGCAGAUCCAGACGUAUGUGGUGCAGCUGAACGCGCUGGAAUCGCGGCGGGGCAGGAAGCCGCUGGACGUGAACAACGUGGUCUACUGGUUCAAGAACGCACGGGCGGCACAGAAGCGGGCGGAGAUGCGCGGCGGGAGCCUGGGCAGCGCGAUGAGCGCCUUGGGGCACGCGGCCAUGAAUGGCUACCUGAGCCAGCAUGCCCCUUUGGGGCAGAACUCCAGCAGCAGCGCUGGGAGCCAGCCCAUGAGCAUGGGCAACCUGUCCAUGUCGCACGACUAUCUGAAGAGCCCGCUCAGCCUGAAGUCGGAGGACAUCGACACCAUGUCGCAGCACUCGGACGACAUGGACGAGGAGCAGAGCAGGCCGAACACGCCGCAGCUGCCGCUCUCGCUGACCACCCACGAGCGGCACCGCAGCUCGCCGCUGAUGGAUGAGGACGAGGAGGAGGCGGGGGAGCAGCAGCAGCGGGGGCAGGAGGCCAAGAGCGACGGCAUAAAUGGCAGCCUGAACGAGGAGGAGCGCCACGACAAGUCGCGGGAUGAGCUGCAGGACAACGAGAAGGAGAACUCCGGGGCGGAGGACCGCCACCAGGACACCGAUCCCCAGAUGGAGGGCGGCUCCAACCUCAACAACAAUAACCACAACAACAGCAGCUCGCACAACGACCCCGAGGUGAGCUCCACGCCCAAGCGCUCCACGCCCAAGGAGGAGGACGACGACCUGGACAUGGACGAGGACGAGGAGGACAACGAGAACGACGCCAGCCACCUGGACGAGUUCAGGUCACCAUCGCCGGACUUGGCCGGCGGCGUGGUGCCGCACAAGGACCAGCUGCCCUUCCCCAUGGUCCCCAACUCGAUGUUCUCGCAGUCUUUCAUGUACAUGAGUCACUACAUCCCGGCCUUUGGCCAAGCGGCCGCCGGACAUCCGCACCAUCAUGCCGCCGCCGCUGCGGCUGCAGCCGGAAUCCAGCCGAACGCCUUGAUGGGCGGCGGCGGCCUGAACCUGUCGAGCAUCUCGAACGAGGAGCGCCGCAAGCGGAACCGCACCUUCAUCGACCCGGUGACCGAGGUGCCCAAGCUGGAGCAGUGGUUCGCCAUGAACACGCAUCCCUCGCACAACCUCAUCCUCAAGUACACCGAGGACCUGAACACCAUGCCAUACAGGCAAAAGUUCCCGCGCCUGGAGAGCAAGAAUGUGCAGUUCUGGUUCAAGAAUCGUAGGGCCAAGUGCAAGCGGCUCAAGAUGUCGCUGUACGACAGCAACCAGUGCGCCCAGCUGGGAGGACUCGGCUCCUUUGUGCCCAAGUACGAGGAGCGGGACUAGACUGGACCAGGAUGAAAGGCACCCUACCGGAGUUUGAAAUCAAAAUUAGCAGCAUUUCUUCUUGUAAAUAGUCGACCGAGAGACACACACACACACACACCCCAAUUUAAGCAGCUCAAAUCUGCGGCUGCAGCUAUGACAAAUACUAUACCAUAUACGAUAGCUCAUAAAUAUGUAAUCCCCUAGUGUAGUCCACUCUAAGUAUUAUAGAACGAGAACUAACCCAGUUACGCGUUACCAGUUGCCCAGGAGCAUCUAGCGAAAAUUAGAGCAAAUAGAUAAAGCCACUUUACGAGUAAUUCGAUCUUGCAUGAACCAGUAUGACUAAUUUAUACCCUAUCCAGUAUACAACUCUCUGCAUCUAUUUCUACCUAGUUAUUAGCCAUUGAUAUAGAAAAAGGGCGGCACUAUUAAAGGCCAGCUCGUUAAGAAUAAGCAAACCAAAGAAAGCCAAUUUUCGAGAACCGCGAUCUGCGAUCUGCGAUCUGUAUAUAAUGUAUGUUAUCCUAGGUACGCAUUCUUUGAGCAUUGUGAAUUUUGUUUCGGCUUUAGUUGCAUUUGUAUCUGCAGAUUAAGUUACCGUUUAAGUUUGAGUUGAACCAGUACGUUUAGUUUUAGUUAUCCUGCCUUAUUUGAGAAGCCCCUGCCCGAGCCUAGCACAUAUCCCUUUCGAUCCAUGCACACGGAUAUCGCAUAUAGAAUGUAUAACAUACGAUUCGUUGCUUUCGAAGUCUUGGUAUCUAAUACCAACCCCCAAAAGUCCAGAGACCCAAUCAGCUUCGGUUCGGAUGAAACAUGAAACCUUUGUUGCUAUCCAUCCACUCCACUUCGAACGUUUCGAUGGAAACACGUAACUAAAUCUACACACUGAAAUAAAAAUGUUUUAUAAAUUGUUCCAUUAGUUUCGUAAGCCUUCAGAUAGAUAAUAAACUUAAUUCAAAUAAUAUUGUAAUUUAUUGCAAGCAUCAAUACGCCGACACACACAAAUAACACAGACAGACAUACAGCGAAAAACAUCCACACAUCUUUAUAUAUAAUAUAAAUAGAAAUAUAUUCCCCAGCAAUUAUUAAAUGAUUAA
Messenger RNA from Drosophila rhopaloa, 4805 nucleotides. RefSeq lists its product as uncharacterized. Gene Ontology annotation, molecular function: RNA polymerase II cis-regulatory region sequence-specific DNA binding; DNA-binding transcription factor activity, RNA polymerase II-specific. NCBI's taxonomy places the organism in Eukaryota, Metazoa, Arthropoda, Insecta, Diptera, Drosophilidae. Gene Ontology annotation, biological process: regulation of transcription by RNA polymerase II; chromatin remodeling. The record is from RefSeq and is a predicted model, not a curated record.